Messenger RNA from Xyrauchen texanus (razorback sucker), 8429 nucleotides. Its product is annotated as bromodomain and WD repeat-containing protein 3-like. The record is from RefSeq and is a predicted model, not a curated record. The transcript has 44 exons. Gene Ontology annotation, molecular function: protein binding. Gene Ontology annotation, biological process: cytoskeleton organization; regulation of transcription by RNA polymerase II; regulation of cell shape. Gene Ontology annotation, cellular component: nucleus. NCBI's taxonomy places the organism in Eukaryota, Metazoa, Chordata, Actinopteri, Cypriniformes, Catostomidae. Bases 135 to 7376 code for a protein of 2413 amino acids.
GGCGACAGAAAACUGGCCGGACAGAAAGCGGGAGCAAUCGUGGAGGGGCUCGAAACGUACAAUCGACAUUAAAUAAUUAUUUAAUUCACAAACUACACAUAAAGUUCGUAUACACAUAUCGUAUCAAUUAAGCUAUGGCCGAUACUGCAGACAGAAAUGGGAGUAUUUCACCACUUGAAUCGGAGUUGUAUUACUUGAUAUCGCGCUUUUUGAGCACGGGGCCGUGUCGGAAAGCUGCCGAGGCACUUGUGUGUGAGCUGGAGGAAAAUCAGCUCCUUCCACGUCGAUUGGAUUGGGAAGGAAAUGAGCACCCGCGAUCUUAUACAGAUUUGGUUGCUGCCAACAGACAUAUCGCCCCAGACCACUUGCUGCAGAUAUGCAAGCAGAUUGGGCCUAUUCUGGACCGAGAGGUGCCAUCUGGUGUGCUGGGAGUGCACUCUUUACUGGGGGCUGGGAAGCACUCUUUAUUGCGAACAUCAAAAGACUGUGGCAGUUGUAGUUGGAAAGCAUCGACUUUUGCUGCACUUCACAGAGGGAGACCACCAGAGAGGCCUUUAAGCUGCAGGGAUGCUCCAAAUAUAGUGGAGGUGUGCCGAGGCAGAGAGCUCACCGGAGCUCAGAGCUUCAGUUCUGUGAACCCCGUCAGCAAUUAUCAACACAUGAGGAUGCACAGGAGGAUUCUGGGCCAUCUCUCUGCCGUGUACUGUAUCGCCUUUGAUCGGACAGGUUCCAGGAUAUUUACGGGUUCAGAUGAUGCCUUGGUGAAGAUAUGGUCCUCCUUUGACGGGAGGCUUCACUCCACUCUCAGAGGACAUCAUGCAGAGAUAUCAGAUCUUGCUGUUAACUUUGAAAAUACCCUUAUUGCGGCUGGGAGCUGCGACAAAACCAUUAGAGUCUGGUGCCUUCGUACCUGUGCCCCGGUGGCAGUCCUCCAGGGACACAGUGGAUCUAUUACAUCUUUACAGUUCUCUCCAUUUGUCAAGGGCUACAAAAGGUACAUGGUCUCCACUGGAACUGAUGCAACAGUGUGUUUCUGGCAGUGGGAUGUGAAUAAUAAUGGUUUCAGUGAUCGUCCACACAAAUUCACAGAGAAGCCAAGACCGGGUGUUCAAACUGUCUGCUCAUCCUUCAGCCCUGGUGGCAUGUUCCUUGCAACAGGAAGCACUGAUGAUGUCAUCAGGAUAUACUACAUGGGCAGUGGCAGUCCAGAAAAACUAGCCGAGCUUGACUCUCACACAGACAAGGUGGACAGUAUUCAGUUCUGCCAUUCAGGAGAGAGGUUUGUGAGUGGCAGUCGAGAUGGCACUGCUCGGAUUUGGCGUCUGCAUCAGAGACAUCAGUGGAACAGUAUUUUAUUGGAGAUGUCUGCCACUCUUCCAGGGUCUACACCUUUAACAGAGGACGAAAGUUUCUUUAAACCCAAAGUCACCAUGGUUUCCUGGGAUCGCCAUGACAACACUGUCAUAACGGCUGUCAACAAUCAUCUCCUCAAAGUGUGGAAUUCCUACACAGGACAGUUGCUUCACAUACUAAAAGGUCAUGAGGCGGAGGUGUUUGUUUUGGAGCCACACCCCUAUGACCCCCGAGUCAUGCUUUCUGCUGGCCAUGAUGGAAAUGUCUUCAUAUGGGACCUCAUUAGAGGCACCAAAAUUCUCCAUUACUUUAAUAUGAUUGAAGGUCAAGGACAUGGUGCCGUGUUUGACUGUAAGUUCUCACCUGAUGGUCAUCGCUUUGCCUGCACAGACUCUCAUGGACAUCUGGUUAUUUUUGGCUUUGGGAGCUCCAAGCCUUAUGAAAAGCUUCCAGACCAGGUCUUCUUCCACACAGACUACCGGCCACUGAUCCGGGACUCAAACGGGUUUGUUCUGGAUGAACAGACUCAACAGGCCCCUCACCUCAUGCCGCCUCCCUUCCUGGUGGACGUGGACGGCAACCCUCAUCCUCCCAGAUUCCAAAGACUGGUCCCAGGAAGAGAAAACAUUGCAGACGAACACCUUGUUCCUCAACUCGGCUACGUCGCUACAAGUGAUGGUGAAGUGGUGGAGCAGGUGAUCAGUCAGCAGCCCGUGGAGAGUGAGGAGCCUCACCACAGUGCCCUGGACUACGCCAUCAGUCAGCUUCGGGAACAUCAGGACAGACAGGCUGCACCUCAGGUGGAGGGUGUUGUUCCUGCCCCUGCACGUGUACCAGAGCCCGGGACACCACGCAGAGUGUCAUUGAACGAGCGCAUGGAGGUACAGUCUCCCCCUAAUGUGGGUUUACGGCGAAGUGGACAGGUUGAGGGAGUGCGGCAGAUGCAUCAGAAUGCUCCUCGCAGUCAGAUGGCAACAGAAAGAGACCUUCAGGCCUGGAGACGCCGAGUGGUCGUGCCAGAGCUUACAGUGAGCAAAUACAGGACACAGGAGUCAUUCAGAUCAGCCAAGGGUGAUGAGGAAGUUACCCUUUACAUCACAAAGAAACGAAGAGUGACCCAUGCAAGCUUCAGGGAUGAUUCGGAUGAAGAAGGGCCAUAUGUCAAACGUUCACAGUCACGCAAACGGCACAAAAACGCUGCACGAAAAGAGAGUCUGGCUGAAGAGUACAUAGAGUUCUCAUGUGAGGAACGCGAAGAGACGUCAUCUUCUGAGGACAGUGAAAUAGAGGGAAGUGAUGCUGAUUCAUCUGUUGAGGAUGAAGAGGAAUGGAACAGUGAUAGUUCAAGCCACUCCUCCAGUGAUUAUUCUGAUUGGACGGCAGACGCUGGAAUCCGUGUGCGGCCGCCGGUGUCUCCUUCCUCCCGAAGGCGUGCUAGGCGCAGGAUCAGCAGCUCUGAGGAAGAGGUGGAAGAUGAUGCAGCAGAUGAGGAGCAAACUCUUGAUGAAGAAGAGCAAAUGUCUUCACCACAAAAGCACAAGAAAUCCAUAAGCAAAACACCCAAGCGCCCAAAACCAAGGCCGUCCAUUAACCGGAAUAUCUCAAAUGAGUUCCGUCCCUCAGCCUGGGUCACUGAUGCCAUUCCUAGAAAGUCUCCGUUUGUCCCUCAAAUGGGAGAUGAGGUUAUCUAUUUUCGUCAGGGUCAUGAGGCGUAUGUGGAUGCGGUCUGUAGGAAUAAUCUGUACCCCAUUAACCUAGACAAACAGCCAUGGAAGAAGAUGGAGUUAAGAGACCAAGAGUUUGUGAAAAUAACAGGAAUAAAGUAUGAAGUUUGCCCUCCAACUUUGUGUUGUUUGAAACUGACACAGAUCGACCCAGGAACAGGCAACGUGACAGACAAAUCCUUCUCAAUAAAAUAUCAUGAUAUGCCAGAUGUAAUUGAUUUCCUGGUUCUGCGUCAAAGCUAUGAUGAGGCACGGAACAGAGUGUGGAAGAAGAAUGACCGGUUUCGCUCUGUGAUCGAUGACGCCUGGUGGUUUGGGACCAUAGUUUGUCAGGAGCCCUAUCAGCUUGAGUAUCCAGACAGCCAUUUUCAGUGCUUUAAAGUCAAGUGGGACAAUGGUGAGACAGAGAAGCUGAGUCCAUGGGAUGUGGAAGCUAUUCCUGAAAAUGCUCAACAGCCAGUGUCAGUGGGUGCAGGGGUGCCAGUGACUGAUGAGGAAAUUAUUGAAAUCCUGUAUAAACCUCAGGGGGCUGACUGGGGCGAUCGGGGACGAGAGGCAGAGAGUGCACGCAUCAUCGCAGGCAUUGAACAGCUCAUCACUGUUGAUAUCACUGCACCUUUCUCUGGUCCAGUGGACCUCGUUCAGUAUCCUGCAUACUGUUCCAUCAUUGCAUAUCCUACAGACCUGAACACCAUCAAAAUGAGGCUAAAGCACAACUUCUAUAGGAGGCUGUUUGCACUGAUCUGGGAUGUAAAACACAUUGAACAAAAUGCCAAGACCUUCAAUGAGCCCCGCAGCAAGAUUGCACAAUCUGCCAAAAUCAUAACAAAUGUUCUCUUGAAGUUCAUAAGUAAACCUCAUUGUACGGAUAUUAUGGAGAUCUACAAUGCUGUAGAAAACAUGGAGUACUCUGAAGAAGAGGACCUGGAUGACAUUAAUGCACCUGGAACCUCUGCAGGACAAAGACUUCAUCAGCCUUCACUGGAGGUUGUGCCUGACAGGGACACAUGGAAGGACCAGUGCAAGUCUCUGUUGGCCCACAUGUUUGUGUGUCAGGACUCUGAGCCUUUCCGGAAUGCCGUAAAUCAGAACGAAUAUCCAGACUAUUCGAAUAUUAUCCAUACGCCCAUGGACCUUGAAACUGUUCGGCAGAAUCUCGAAGAUGACCAUUAUGAAAAUCCCACUGACCUUUGCAAGGACACCAGGCUAAUGUUUUCUAAUGCAAAAGCCUACACACCCAACAAACGGUCAAAGAUUUAUAGUAUGACUUUGCGACUCUCAGCAUUUUUUGAGGACAGUAUACGAAAAAUAAUUUCUGAAUACAAGUCUGCUGUCAAAAGUAGCUUAAAGCUGCGGCGCAGUCAACGAUUCAAAAAGUUGCAGCAUCGAGAGUCUGCUUCCUCCAGCCAAGAGUCCACACGUCAAAAGAGGGCUACUGUUAAAACUCAGGAAAAUACAGAACAUUCUAAAACUAAAUCUACCUCGGCCAAAGUGUCUGCACCAAAGCGCCGCAGGGGCAAUGAUUCCAAGAAUGGCUUUAGACAAAACAGCUCAUCUUCUUCUGGGUCUGAUCAUGACAGCAAGCAGUCUUUGAGUGAGUCUGAAGAGGACAAGCUACCAUCACCCUCAUCUCGUGGAUUCAGGCGAGAGACUAGAGCUACAAGAAGAGCUGCACAAAAUAAAGGAGAAAAACUCAGACACAAGAGCCAUGCCAAGGUGAAUGGGCACAGCAGAUCGUCAGCCCAAGAGCUUCAGAGAGCACGACCUUGCAGCGACUCUGAACAGGAGCCAUCGCAAGGCUCAGAGGCCUCCGACAUAGAUUCGUCGUCGUCUUUCAGUCGCCGUCCAAGUGCCCGCAAGACUGCCAUGGCAGCAGUCAAUAAGAUAAAACUCAUGGAAAACGUGGAGGACGAGGUUGGCUCUGAUGAGGAGGGUCGUAGAAGCACCAGACGAAACUUGACCCCUGCUAUCAAACGCACCGCUAUCCUCCAGAGCAGUUCUGGUUCAGAGCAACAGGACACUUCACAGGACGAAUCAAAUGAAAGUGAUGCUUCAGCCAGUGAAGAAGAGAAAAGUGAUGCUUCAGCCAGUGAAGAAGAGAAAAGUGAUGUCAGUGCUGCCAGUGAAUUCUCAUCUCAUGGCAAAGAGAAGAGUAAAAGAGCUGUCUGUAAAUCAUAUAGAAGAGCAGAAAUAAAGGAGAGCCAUGCCAAGGUGAAUGGGCACAGUAAAUCGUCAGCCCAAGAGCUUCAGAGAGCACGAACCUGCAGCGACUCUGAACAGGAGCCAUCGCAAGGCUCAGAGGCCUCCGACAUAGAAUCAUCGUCGUCUUUCAGUCACCGGCCAAGUGCCCGCAAGACUGCCAUGGCAGCAGUCACUAAGAUAAAACUCAUGGAAAACGUGGAGGACGAGGACGGCUCUGAUGAGGAGGGUCAUAGAAUCACCAGACGAAACUUGACCCCUGCUAGCAAACGCACCGCUAUCCUCCAGAGCAGUUCUGGUUCAGAGCAACAGGACACUUCACAGGACGAAUCAAAUGAAAGUGAUGCUUCAGCCAGUGAAGAAGAGAAAAGUGAUGCUUCAGCCAGUGAAGAAGAGAAAAGUGAUGCUUCAGCCAGUGAAGAAGAGAAAAGUGAUGCUUCAGCCAGUGAAGAAGAGAAAAGUGAUGCUUCAGCCAGUGAAAAAGAGAAAAGUGAUGCUUCAGCCAGUGAAAAAGAGAAAAGUGAUGCUUCAGCCAGUGAAAAAGAGAAAAGUGAUGCUUCAGCCAGUGAAGAAGAGAAAAGUGAUGUCAGUGCUGCCAGUGAAUUCUCAUCUCAUGGCAAAGACAAGAGUAAAAGAGCUGUCCAUAAAUCAUAUAGAAGAGCAGAAAAAAAGGAAACUUGUUACAUUAAUGGGCACAGCAACAAAUGCCAACGUGAAAAAAGUGAGUACAACUCAGAUAAUGGGCAGAGUCUAAAUGAAAGUUUGGAUGACGAGUCGGACAAAGACCUCAUCGUCAGGCGAAAACCCGGCAGGAUAACAGCGAAAGCCGCUUUCAGUAAAAUACAAAAACUGAAUCACAGUGAUGCAGAGGAAACGAAUUGCUCCAGGGAGCGACAUCGGAAACAUCGGCCAAGCAAGAAGAAUUCCAAAAGAAGUUCUUAUGACAAUGCCGAGGUGCCAAAUGCACAAAAGCACCCUCAUCACAAUGGAAUGAAGGUGGAUGUUAAAAUCCUGAAGAGGAGUAAAUUGCCACUAGCAAACCAAGAACAAGCUUCUGCCUCAAAACUGCAAGUCAUCCACAAGAAAACCUCAGCCACAGAUGUAUUAACGCCAACAACCCAGGAAUCUGAGGAACUUGACGAUGUUCCAGAGAAAUCUGUUACACACAGGAAGUUAAUUAUUUCCGAAGAUGUUAAUGAAGAGAAGCAAGGCGAUAUUGCAGAACAAAGUUCAUGCAGAAACCGAAAGUGGGCACCGAACUCUCGAAAGAAGAUGCAGGAUUCAAGGUCAGAUGCUUCUAGUUUAGAGAGCUUAAAGAAGUUAGACAGACAUCAGAGAAAAAAGGACUGUACUUCCUCCGAUGAUUGGCAACAGAGUGAUGACUCGGAACAACACAAGAAAACAUAUCUAAGAAAAAGGCCUUGCCUUACAGCUGCAUCCAAAAGAGUCUGUCUAAGAGCUCUUCCCAAGAAAAACUACAUCAUGGAGGACUCUGAUGAAGACUUCAAUUCAGAAAUGGAAAUGCAGUCAAAGAAUGGAAGGAGCCAGGAGCAGGCUAAUUCCCAUGAAAGAGAGCCAUCAGGGUACUCUUUCAAACGGAAACACACCAGCACCUCCGAUUCUGAAGACAAAAGUAGGACCAGUGAUGAAAAUGAGUGUAUGGAACCUAAACGAAAGAGAUUAAAAUCCUCCAAGCAUUUUAAGAAUGAUUCAAUAGACUCUGAAGCCAACUUCGAAACCAGGGGCAAAACGGAGAAUGGUCCAUCAUGCAGCAAACGAGAGAGAUCGUCAGAGGAGAAGCCUCCCAAAUCGACCCACCAACAAAAAGUGCGUUGUGACCCUAAACAGAAGAAAAGUGAAAUCUUCAGCAGCAAUGAUGUAAGCAGCUCUGAGAGUGAAGAGAGGACAUCAGGUAAAUUGGAUCACAGCUCAGGUUCACAAAUCAGUCCAAAGAGAAGUCUAAGAGGCCGCUCGAGAAAACGGCGGAGAGCUCUUUCUGACAACGAUAGCGACACAUCAUUUAGGAAACCUCCACAGGCCACGCGCAUCCGGACCAGAAAUGGAGGCAAGCGAACUGUCAGUUACCAAGACAGUGAAUGAAGGACUUGGAAGAGACACUAACUGGAGACCUUGAAGAGACUUAGUUGUCCUAAAAUAAUACAUGGUAGUAGCACUGGAGUCCUCGAUAUACUGUGAAUCGGUUUCAUUCAGGGAUAUUUAUAUUUUCUAUGAAAAAAAACGGAGAAAUGAUUUAUAAAUAAGAUGUAUUUGAUGUACUGGUUUGGCUAUUCAAACCAGCUCCACUCUGUGAUUUGGCCAACAGGAAAGACUGCAUAGAGAAGCUUGGGUGCUAUCUUAAUAUACCUCCUGUAAAUCAAGCAUAUUUUGCGGGCUUGCACUAAAAGGCAUACUGUAAUGACAUUUUAUACACUAGUUCUGCAUUAAAAACUCAGGGGUCAACUAUGUUUAUUUUCUCAGACUUGCAUUUUUUUUUUUUUUUUUUUUUUGUAGGUUUGAGGUGAGCAUUAAAGUACAAACACACUUUAGGAAAAUGAGCAAGUUAUCUUUGACUAUGACACUUGAAUUCUGUUUUGUCACUGUUGAAGGGAUGUUUGAGCCAAAAUGUACAAAGUUUCCUUUUCCUGUCAUCUUUUUAUUUGGUUCUCAUUUGUUUGAUAUUAAUGUUUUUCUUUGACAUCUUUACAGAGGUUUCAGAAUCAGUUUGUAGCAAAGCAUUAUAUAUUUAAAUGUUUCUUUGUUAAGCAUUUUUUUUUUAUUAUUAUUAUUCAAUUUAAAUGCAUUGUCAUGCCAUGUACUAUGAAUUGGUACCUGUUUGCUAAAUACAGUAAAUCAGAUUAGUACUUGCAGAAAAGUACUGUGAUUUCUCAUAUUGGGAAGAAGUUUUAGUAAUCUGUGUUGCAUACUUUCAGUAUUAAUUCCUUUUCAGAUUUAACUUAUGAACAGCAAUUAACUUUUGUAUCCAGUCUUUGAAUUGUGCAUCACAGUUUAUGUAAUACAGUUGUCAAAUAGCAUUUUUGCUUGAUGUCUUUUUCAUAAGAGCUUAUACUUUAAUACAAGUUUUCACUGAAGACGUUAAGCUUGUUGGCCACUGAAGUGAGAGAGGGAUAACUUUGAAUAAAGUACUGUUGCAGG